CCAACUUAAUUUAUUCAACUCAAGAUAAAGGAUAUGGUAACGUCGUUACCUGUAACUUUCUCAUCUCCAUUUUGGCUUCUGUUGAUGAUGUCCUUGCUCCUCCUAAUGCUAAUGCUGCGUGCAUUUCUGCAGUGGAAGUUCAGGCGACACUCGAAUCCUGCUACAUAUCCACUAAUUGGCUGUCUGCUUUCCUUCUACAGAAAUCGUCACCAUCUAUUGCACUGGUACACCGACAUGCUAUCCUUGUCGCCCUCACAGACUAUCAUUAUUUCUCGAUUCGGUGCACGGCGGACCAUCGUAACUGCAAAUCCACAAAACGUGGAGUACGUGCUCAAAUCGAACUUCUCCAACUUCCCCAAAGGAAAGCCGUUCACAGAAAUACUCAGAGAUUUUCUCGGCAACGGAAUAUUCAAUGUCGACGGUGAUCUGUGGUACGACCAGCGCAAAUUAGCCAUCCACCAAUUCAACGCUAGGUCGUCCCUGCGGAACUACGUAGAGAGAGUACUCAAGGAAGAGGUGGAGAAAAAGCUCUUACCAGUUCUGGAAUCAGCUGCGGAGGACAAAGCAAUGGUCGACUUGCAGGAUUUGUUGCGAAGGCUUGCAUUUGAUAUGGUGUGUAGAUUUGCGCUAAGCUACGAUCCUGGUUGCCUGGAACUGGAAUACAAGUCACUAGGUACAAAGCAUCCGAUUGUGGACGCAUUCGAUGCGGCGUCCGAUAUCUGCGCGCGAAGAGGCGCGGCGCCGCUGUCGGCCAUGUGGAAAGUGAAGAGAUUUUUCAACCUCGGCUCGGAGAAGAGACUUGGAGAAGCUAUGAACAGAAUCCAUCAGUUCGUAAACCAAGUAAUCCAACUGAGGAAGGGGUCCAUAGAGCUAACCGACGAAUCCCACAGUCACAGAGAACGUGACCUUCUAUCAAAAAUGGUGCUGGGCGGGAGAGGAGAGGCGGUUAUGAGGGACAUAAUUAUAAGCAUAAUUAUGGCGGGAAGGGAUACGACGUCGUCCGCAAUGACAUGGCUCUUCCAUUUGCUCGCGCACCAUCCGGAGGCCGAAAACAAAGUGAUGAGGGAGUUACGGCGUAUUUGGGGGGACGAAAAUUCGGUAGAAUUGGAAACUUUGAAAGGGAUGACGUGGCUCAAGUCUUGUAUCUGUGAGUCGAUGAGACUCUUCCCGCCAAUUGCAUGGGACUCCAAACACGCCGUUGCUGACGACAUGCUGCCGGACGGGACACCGGUCCGGGCGGGAGACCGGGUGACGUACUUUCCAUACGGAAUGGGAAGGAUGGAGCGGUUGUGGGGGGAGGACCGGCUCCGGUUCAAACCGGAGAGAUGGGCAUCGGAAAGGGGCGUUGGGCCGUAUAAGUUUCCGGUUUUUCAGGCCGGUCCGAGAGUUUGCCUUGGGAAAGAACUGGCUUUCAUUCAAAUGAAGUAUGUGGUGGGGUCCAUAAUGCGGCGGUUCUGUAUCAGACCGGCAAACCAGAACCACCAACCGGUGUUUGUACCACUUCUGACGGCUCACAUGGCCGGAGGAUUUAAGGUGUUUGUUAGCAGGAGAAAUUAAUGUCGGAUGUACAGUGUUUUGUACAUUAGUUGAAGCAAGUAGUGCGACAAUUACAAAUACUAUUUCUUAAGUUAUGUCAAGGCAAGGCAAGGCAAGACAUGAA
Andrographis paniculata is the source of this 1660-nucleotide messenger RNA. Its product is annotated as cytochrome P450 94B3-like. Bases 34 to 1557 code for a protein of 507 amino acids. The transcript has a single exon. NCBI's taxonomy places the organism in Eukaryota, Viridiplantae, Streptophyta, Magnoliopsida, Lamiales, Acanthaceae. Gene Ontology annotation, molecular function: iron ion binding; monooxygenase activity; heme binding. The record is from RefSeq and is a predicted model, not a curated record.